UAACCAGCGCGAAACGAGCUUUCUAGGCCAGUGCUUCCUGCUCUUCACCUUCUAGGUUCGUCUACGAAGUAGCGGGCUUCGGUAGCUAGAGGAAGUCGUGAAUCUUGGUGAGGGGACGUUCACUGAUCCGUGAUUCGUAACGAUUCCUCAUCUCCGCAGCCUGGCAGCAGUAGGUACACAUGCGGAAACUGUCUGACAGCAGUAGGAGCCUAAGAAUCUAUCUCCAGAGCCAGCACAUCAGUAGGUCGAGACACCACUUGGAUGGUUCAACAGUCGACGUAAAAUUCAACGCAGCAGUAGGUACACGCGAGUAUCUGGCACCUAGGUCCAACCACUUAGGGUUCGUAUGGUGAGAUCCGUGGUACAGCGUCUGUCUGACUAGGUACACAGCACCCGUCACCGUCAUCCGGUCAUCCAGAUUAUGUUCGACUAGAGAACCUCUCGCAUGUCAAGUAUCGCCUUAGGGUUCGUAGUGUGACUCGCGUUCUUCCAGGGAAUCAAUACUAGCUAGCUGCUCAAGUCGCGUCACGCCAGGAGCUCUAAGCCGCCAAGACAUCAAGACCGCUUUACGACGCCACGUCAGCAUGAGCUUUCAGGAUAUCGGCCGGUCGCCAGGCCCUGCCGGCGGGGGUAUGAACGGAGUCGGCCGGCCGACUUCCGGGCCGUCUAGUCAGACGGCGCCAUCAAGUCAAGCGGUGGCAUCGGGCGUGUUUCAGAUGAACACGGCAGUGGGGACGUUCAAGCGGCUGGUCAACACGCUCGGCACCGCUAAGGACACCGUCGAGCUCCGCGAGAAGCUGCACAAGUCGCGGCAGUACAUCAGCCAUCUCGCCAAGGACACCGCGCAGAAGCUGAAGGACGCCUCUGCGCGCGACCAUUCCGCUGGCGUCAGCGCUACUCAGAAGAUCAGCGACGCCAAGCUCGCCAAAGACUUCCAAUCGGUUCUCCGCGAGUUCGAGCGCGCGCAGCACCUCGCGGCGGAGCGGGAGGCCGCGUUUGCGCCCUUCGAGAGCCCGCGCCGGGGCGGAAGCGCGCAGCUGCUGCAAGGAGGGGGAGCGGGAGCGGCAGGGGCUCCAUCGGUGGUUUCGCUGGGGUCGUCAGGAGGGUCUUCUGGCAGUGCGAGAGGGAAAAGGGCGGCAGGCAGUGUGGGCUUGUCUAGUAUUGGGGGAGGAGGGGCGCAUUUGGCGGAACAGGGGGAGAGGGAGGAGCAGCGGGACCCUCUUCUCGCGCAACAGAGACAUGAGAUGGCAGUAGUGGAAGGCGAGUUGGCUUAUAACGAGGCAGUGAUAGAGGAGAGGGAGCAGGGUAUUCAGGAGAUUCAGCAGCAGAUAGUGGAGGUGAAUGAGAUCUUCCAAGACCUGGCAGUGCUGGUCAGGGAGCAGGGAGGCAUGAUUGACGACAUAGAGACAAACAUAGAGGGCUCGAGGGCGCAGGCAAUCAACGCCAACAAGCAGCUCACCCAGGCAGCAAAGAGUCAACGCGAGUCCAGCUCUUUUACGUGUUGGGUGAUGGCAGUUUUUGCCAUUGCUCUCUUCAUCUUCUUCCUCAUCAUGUCUGCCUGAGGUGUGUGGUGUGUAGGCACGGAAGUCUGCUAAUCACUUGUUAGCACGUUAUCAGCAUCAUGUAGUACUGUUCACGAGAAAUAAGUAUGCUGUUUUUAUAGUGGAUACUCCAGAUGGAAUGUUCAUUAUGUUUAGAGAUACAUAUGUACUAUGCAUAAGCCUUAAUUAAUUAUGUUUAAACGU
Molecule: messenger RNA, 1745 nt
Organism: Closterium sp. NIES-67
Lineage: Eukaryota; Viridiplantae; Streptophyta; Zygnematophyceae; Desmidiales; Closteriaceae
Source: the annotation of a GenBank genome assembly